This is a messenger RNA of Humulus lupulus (European hop), 1218 nucleotides long. RefSeq lists its product as uncharacterized. Lineage: Eukaryota; Viridiplantae; Streptophyta; Magnoliopsida; Rosales; Cannabaceae. The record is from RefSeq and is a predicted model, not a curated record. Bases 1 to 1218 code for a protein of 405 amino acids. The transcript has 2 exons.
AUGUGUAAGUCUUUGAAUCUAAUUAGUGUAUGCUUUGCUGACGACCUUAUUCUAUUUUGCAAAGGUACCUCCUCCUCUGUGCAAGUUCUUCAAGAGGCAUUUUCUGAGUUUAGCAUAUCUUGGGGUCUUCAGAUUAAUAACUCUAAAUCUCAUAUUUACUUUGGAGGUGUUCCAGCUGAGAUUAAGGCCAGAAUUAUGGUCUGUUCGAAGCUUAUUGAGGGUGUUUUCCCGCUGAAAUAUCUUGGGGUUCCUCUUCGGCCUACCAAAUGGAAGGCCACUGACUGUGAUAUCAUUUUUAAGAAGAUUCAGCUGCUUCUCAAUGUUUGGUCUAGUCGCCAUCUUUCUUAUGCUGGUAGGGUCCAACUUAUUCAUUCGGUUUUGCUUGGAAUUUGGAAUUAUUGGAUGAGUAUAUUCUUGCUUCUGCAGAGUGUUGUUAGGGACAUUGAUAGGAUUUGUAGGCAGUUCCUUUGGGGAGAGACAGGAUCCCGCAGCAGAUUUCAUUUCACCUCUUGGGAGCAAGUUUGUCGUCCUAAGUCUUUUGGUGGUUUGGGGUUUCGAGAGGGGCCUUCUUGGAUCAAGAUUUUGCUUGGCAAAUAUAUUUGGGCUAUUGCUUCUAAACAAGAUCAGCUUUGGGUUAAGUGUGUGAAUUGUAUUUAUCUUAAAGGGGAUAGCCUCUGGGAUCAUGUGUUAAAGCAUGACUCUAGUUGGUAUUGGCGGAAACUUAUUUCCUUCUAUAAUACUGUUUCUCACUCUACUUUGGAGGCAGCUGUGGUAAAGGGUAAACUUCAUUUGGGUACCUUAGAUUUUCUUGUUUUUCGUCAUGUUCCUGUUGCUUCUGUGUUAUGCCCGGUGUGUGGUAUUAUUGAUGAAAGUCAUGGCCCUUUAUUUUUUUAUUGUAUUCUCUCCAAGAAGGUUUUGCAUCUUGUUUCCAGCUGGCUUGGAGGGGUUACUUGGCCUGAGAAUUAUGAGGACUGGAUUGCUUGGCUGGCCAUUUGGAAAUCCGGUUGGCUGCAUCACACUGUGGUUGCAACUCUCGCUGCUUCCAUCUAUUUCAUUUGGUUAAAUCGAAAUUCUUGUUGUUUUGGAGAUAGUUGUUUUACUGUUUGUAAAGUAGAGCACUUGAUUAGGUACUCUGUUAAAGCUAGAGUUCUUAAUAUUUCUUCUAGGCAUUUAUCUACUAGAGAAAGACAAAUGAUUGAGUUUGUGAAAUCCUUGUAA